CUUAAGGCUCAUAUUUGAAAAGAGCACAUUUCGAUGUUAAUCGAAUGCUUUCCAUUCAAACAAUUGACGCCGAUUUGCGGCUAAAGUGAAAGUAAAAUGCGCAAGGUCAUUUACAAGUUAUGAAAGUUAAGGAAAGCGAAGGAAAGAGGGAAAACACAAACGAACCCCGCCCGCCGUUGAUACCCGUAUUACCGUGUGAACACACUACUUGCACUAUUUAUACUACAAAACGUCACAGAAUAGUGCAUAAGUAUACGCGAUUUGGGACGCACCUAGGGAAGCAGGAACUGAACAAUGACAGAUGUCCCUUCUGAUAAUGUGUAUGCUUAUGCAUUAUCAAAAACCCUCAUAAAAGUCUCCUCUCCUGUGACGGUGGGUUUGUAUUCAGAAUGUCACAACAGGAUCAACAUGGUCCUCAAGAAUAUUGAGGUUCAUAUGAAUCAAGAGGCCCAAAGAAGAGAAGAUAAGUACACAAGGGAACCAAAGCCUCGCUCAAUUACACCCUCUAUUUCUGACAUGCUCUUUCUGAUCUUGCGGCUCCUCUUCUAUCAUCCUCUGUGGACAGAGCAGAACCAGAACAUGAAGAACAUUCGUUAUAUGUUUGUGAGGUUCAGUGCAUGGCAUUUUGCAGGCAGUGACUUUCUCUGGGCGGGACUGGUAAUGCAGUUGACCAAGGCUCUUCAGAACAGCUUCGGUAAACUCCAGCUAAGCCUUUUCCGGAUAGCCCAACAUAAUGCAGAGAAAGGUGCAGGGAAAAAGAAGAUUGAGGAUAUUCCAAAGAAUUGGAGGUCAAAAAAGUUGGGCUGCAUUCCCAUUUGGGCACUAAUACUCAUAGGAUUCAUUGGUUCACUUGUUAUUCUGGUUCCUCUUAUCAUAUUUGGAUUUCCUGACCUGAAGAAACAUUUAGAAGGAGGAAAGGUUGUGGAGUCAAGUGGGUAUGGUGCACUGGAAGGUUUUGCCAUCGCUGUACUUGGUGUUCCUGCAGUAGGAGCUCUAAGAUUUAUAUUAUUACUAUUAAAGAACCUCAUCUUCAACCAGGACCUCAGAAUUAGACAGGGGCUGGACAACAAGAAGGUAAGUCAGCAACUGGGACUGAUGCAUGAAGUUCGGAAGGAGAUGAGGCUGCUCUGCUGCUUCAUUUACUUCAUGGAAAUCUUUGAAAGGAGGAGAAUCAGGGUAGUGCUGGAGAUCACAAACUUGGACCGCUGCACACCAAAGAAAAUCGUAGGCGUUUUGGAUGCCAUCAAUAUUCUCCUAUCUGAUGAAGAGAGUCCCUUCAUUUCUGUGCUUGCUGUAGAUCCGGAAGUCCUGGUUAGACAGGUCCAACAGGCAGACUACUGUCUAAGCAAAAGAGACUCUGCAUUUGAAUUUCUAGAUCGUAUAAUAACACUGCCCUUCACUGUACCUCGACUAUCUGAUGCAUCAAAGUCAAUCAUCUUUGAAAACAUUGUGCGUGGUCAGUCUGAGAUACCUGAAGACGUUUUUCUUGAGGAGACUGGAGUGUCUACUUUAAGAUGUCCCGGGACAUUGUUCUCGGUUGAAGAUGAGUGUUCAGUAAAAUAUAGUGAGACUGAAGAAGAACAAGCCAUUUCUUUGAUACCAAAAACAGGAAACUUUGCUGCAGCAGAACUUAAUCUAGGAGAAGUGGAUAAGUUAACUAAGUCUGCAUUUUCAUGCAUCACCUCAAGAGAUAAAAGCAAACUUCAGACUUACAUAUCUGGAGACACAAUGUCCAUGAGACGAGUGAUUAACUCCAUUCGGGUUACUAUUCUGAUUAUGGAGAUCCGAAAAUUAGAGCCUCCACCUCCAGAGAAAAUUGCUGCAUGGGUGGUUUUGGUGGACCGCUGGCCUUGCAGAUUAAGUUGGAUUCUUCAGUGUGUUGAAGAUGACCGACAGAGUGACGAGAUAGACAGAUCAUACUGUGCUGCUGAUGAUACCAAAACACUAUGGGAAGUGUUCAAUUACAAUAGCCUGGAGCUCUUCAUCAUUGGAUAUGCAGUGGAGAACUUUCUGGAAAAAGAUGGGGACCCUGAGCUGUUUGAGAUUUUCCUUAGGAAAGACUUCAAAUUUACGGUAGGGGACUUGGAAAUGUUUAAGCUUUGCACAGUGAACUUAAACUACUCAAUCAAGAAUGAACUGGCAAGGGUCCGUGGGAGCCGCAGACUCAAGAGAGCAGGGAGAAAUGCUUUCCUGUCCCUUUCAUCACGAACCGUACUGAACAUGAAAAUGGAAGAUAUUUGUCAAGAGCUGUCAAAACUGAGUUUCCCAGAGAAAUACCUCAAAACGGUAAGAGAAAAUUUCAUAGAUGGCAGAACAAUUCUCUUCAGUGACCCAAAAGACCUCAGGCAAGUCCUGCAAAUGACUCUGGGUGAAUGGAUGACUUUUAAAAUUCAUUUCCUUGGGGUCAUACCUCCUGGUCGGCCAGCUCAGGCAAAAACUCUUCCAAACGACAGACACCCUGGAGUGGUCAUAUGCCCAUCUGGCCAUGACCAGUAAGCAGCAUAAACUGACCUUGAAGUUUGCAUCACUGCAUUUUUCCUCCUGUGCUUGCUUGCAAUUAAAUAAGAAGGUUUCAGGAAACAGUACUGCUUAACUACAAAAUAUAAUGCCCUUACGACAAAGCAAAAACAAGAUUGUAAAUGUACACCAGCGAAUCAGA
Carassius carassius (crucian carp) is the source of this 2659-nucleotide messenger RNA. Its product is annotated as NTPase KAP family P-loop domain-containing protein 1-like. The coding region runs from base 295 to 2496 and encodes 733 amino acids. The record is from RefSeq and is a predicted model, not a curated record. NCBI's taxonomy places the organism in Eukaryota, Metazoa, Chordata, Actinopteri, Cypriniformes, Cyprinidae. The transcript is spliced from 5 exons.